AUGGCCGUAACACCAGAUAGCGAUAGUGCAGUACCACCACCGGCACCAGCUUCAAGCUCGAAACCCAUAGUAUCUCAAGUUUCGGUACGUGAGGAGAAUCAGCCACCGCAAAUUAUACAUCCCGACUUGUCACCUGUCACGGAGGAACCGAGCAGUGGUGCCGAACAAAAGUCGGUAGUAGUGGAAGAGGAGAGUUCGUCAACAACUAGUACAAGUCAGAGUAAAGAAAUUGAAAUUAUCAAAGAUUUGAAUGAGGAGAACAGUGAUUCUGCACUGGUGAUGCUGAAGAAAAUUCCGGAUCAGCAGCUCGGCAUGGGAAUAGGCAAACGAACACGAGGUAUCUUGGUUACCUCACUGCAGCCCGGUAGCGUCGCAGCAGAAAAACUGAAAGUUGGUGAUCGCUUAAUGGCUGUUAAUGGAGUACCAAUCACCGAUCAGGUUUCUUUCAAAUUUUUAAUGAAAACUGGAGUGGAAGAAUGA
Molecule: messenger RNA, 480 nt
Organism: Gongylonema pulchrum
Lineage: Eukaryota; Metazoa; Nematoda; Chromadorea; Rhabditida; Gongylonematidae
Source: the annotation of a GenBank genome assembly